Molecule: messenger RNA, 1284 nt
Organism: Gymnodraco acuticeps
Lineage: Eukaryota; Metazoa; Chordata; Actinopteri; Perciformes; Bathydraconidae
Product: transcription factor HES-7.1-like
Exons: 3
Coding region: 75-746 (223 amino acids)
Biological process (GO): regulation of neurogenesis; anterior/posterior pattern specification; regulation of transcription by RNA polymerase II
Cellular component (GO): nucleus
Molecular function (GO): DNA-binding transcription factor activity, RNA polymerase II-specific; protein dimerization activity; RNA polymerase II cis-regulatory region sequence-specific DNA binding
Source: RefSeq, a predicted model, not a curated record
GUCACGCGCCACAUUGCCUGAUCAGUUACAGAACUGACAACACAUAACAAGAGCUCACAGGACCACCGGCUAUAAUGAAACUGCUACAGGAAACGGGGGAUGCACCACACGAAAGAAAGAUUAUAAAAUCUCAGAUGGAGAAACGCCGAAGGGAGAGGAUGAACAGCAGUCUGGAACAUCUGAGGACCAUGUUGCUUCAAGACCCACCACAACCCGAUGGGACUCAGCGCAGAGUGGAGAAAGCUGAGAUACUCGAGCACACAGUGCUUUUCCUGCAGCACACCAUCCAAAGACACAGGACGAAAUCUGCUGCAGCUUCCGCAGGAGCCCAGAAACACUCCUUGCAAGACGGCUUCUCCACCUGCCUGCAGAAUGCUGCUCAGUUCCUGGGACCUGAGGGGAAAGGCCUGUGGCUCGGAGCAGCACUGGAUGCAUCUCUUGCUGCUCGUUUUUUUCGCUCAGACUCUGAUUCUGCAGGUGUUAAAAGGACAACUGAAGCGUGGUCCUCCAGCUCUCUGCGACACACAAAGACCAUUCUCCAGAUGUUGAAACAAAAGUCCAAGCACAGACUGCACACACAGGGCCACAGUGUUGCUCAUCCGUACCAACUUCCAGUCCAGCAGGGGUUUCUCCAACAGACUCUGAGACAACAUCAUCUUGAGAUCAGCGUGGAGAGUCGAGCUGAAAAACAGAACCCGUCCCAGAGCAGCCCGCUCAGCCAGAGUGUGUGGAGACCCUGGCCCUGACCACCAGGAAGUGGACUCUGAAACUAAAAUUGUAUUGACUAUCAACUGAACUAUAUAGUGCUCCUGAAAGAACAUUUGCAUUGUAAUGUUGUGAACACUGGCCUCCUGUUAUCUGAUUGUGAUGUUUAACACAAAGCUCAAAGCCUGUAAACAAUGAUACUCAUUAAUGCAUGUGAUGUAUUAGUCAGGCAGGCACAGUGAUUUUCUCAGAAUGGGACACACCUGAGCUAGAUCAGGAGGCUGCUGUGCUGAAGAGAAAGUGCAGAUCAUGAUGCAUCUGUCCUUCAUACUCUGCUCAAACCCUCUGACCCUCUACUGUCCAGAUUUAAGACUGUGGACAACGAUCGAGUGUCCAUCCUUUACAGCAGGCAAUGCGACCCCUCACAUUCACCCGUGUGCCUGCUGAAAUGAAACAUGUCAACAAUAUAAGUUAUAUUCUGUUUAAAUAUGAUUUGCCUAUUUUUGCACAAUAAUUUAUUCUGGAUGUCUCCCUAUGGUGAGCAGUAUUUCUUUUAUAAUAAAAAAACGUUUCUUAAAA